Molecule: messenger RNA, 1089 nt
Organism: Aspergillus clavatus NRRL 1
Lineage: Eukaryota; Fungi; Ascomycota; Eurotiomycetes; Eurotiales; Aspergillaceae
Product: H(+)-transporting V0 sector ATPase subunit d
Exons: 4
Coding region: 1-1089 (362 amino acids)
Biological process (GO): proton transmembrane transport; vacuolar acidification; vacuolar transport
Cellular component (GO): proton-transporting V-type ATPase, V0 domain; vacuolar proton-transporting V-type ATPase complex; fungal-type vacuole membrane
Molecular function (GO): proton-transporting ATPase activity, rotational mechanism
Source: RefSeq, a predicted model, not a curated record
AUGGAGGGUCUAUUUUUCAACGUGAACAACGGCUAUAUCGAGGGCAUUGCUCGAGGAUAUCGGAACAGCCUGCUCACCAGCCAGAACUACUCCAACUUGACCCAAUGCGAAAACAUCGAUGAUGUCAAGUUACAAUUGGCACCCGCCUAUGGCGACUUCCUCGCCGCACUCCCUCCCAACCCCUCCACAUCUGCCCUCGCAGGCAAGAUGACCGACAAGCUCGUAGCGGAGUUCCGCUACCUUCUCGCCCAGGCCACGGGAUCUACGGCCAAGUUCUUGCGGUAUCUGACCUACGGCUAUAUGAUCGAUAACAUCGCCCUUCUCAUCACCGGCACUCUUCACGAACGGGAUACACGUGAGCUCCUGGAACGUUGCCAUCCCCUGGGAUGGUUCGAGACAUUGCCUGUGCUCUGUGUCGCAACAAACAUCGAAGAACUCUACAACUCCGUGCUCAUUGAGACGCCGUUGGCGCCCUAUUUCAAGGGCAGCCUUAGUCACCAGGACCUGGACGAGCUGAAUAUCGAAAUCGUGCGCAACACCCUCUAUAAGAAUUAUCUUGAAGACUUUUACAACUUUGUCAACACGCAUCCGGACUUCAAAGGCACGCCCACGCAAGAGAUUAUGUCUGAGCUCCUGCAAUUUGAGGCCGAUCGUCGUGCAAUCAAUAUCACCCUGAACUCAUUCGGCACCGAGCUUUCGAAGCAGGAGCGGAGGAAGCUCUACCCCGAGUUCGGGAAGCUUUACCCUGAAGGAUCUCUGAUGCUGUCGCGCGCUGACGAUCUGGAAGGCGUAUCAUUGGCUGUCAGUGUGGUGGCAGACUACAAAGCCUUCUUCGACGCGGUGGGCCUCACCCAGGGCGGUGGAGGUUUCGGUAUGGGCGGUGGCUCAGACGGGAAGAGUCUGGAGGAUCUGUUCUAUCAGAAGGAAAUGGAGAUGUCAAAGGUCGUCUUCACGCGCCAGUUUACCCCGGCAGUGGUAUUCGCGUGGAUGCGCCUCAAGGAACAGGAAAUCCGGAACGUAACCUGGAUUGCAGAGUGUAUUGCACAAAACCAGAAGGAGAGGAUCGGGGACUUCAUCUCUGUGUUCUAG